AUGGAUAGUAAUGAGGACUUUCUUAAGUUCUGGGAGCAUGCAGUACCUGAUGAUAAAGGAUUUAUAUGUUUACAUUUGAAGAUAUUAAAUUUUGAAUUCGGUAAUGACAAUGACUUCAUUGAGGCUGCAAUGGAACAACCAGUGACAGUAAUUGAUGAGACUCCAAAGAAGUCCCAUAAGAGGAUUGCUAAAAAGCCAGUUUCAAAGGAAAAGUCUGUAAGGAGAUCACCAGAAAAGACUGUAAGGAGAUCACCAAGGUUGCAAGCUCAGUCAAAGUUUGAAAACUCAAAUGGAGGAGUAUCUAGGAAAUUGUUUGUGGAUCUGUUAAAUGAAAUGGAAUCUCAGGGUUAUUCUUGCGUUAGUCAAGCCAGUGUUGUGGGUUCUAGCAGUGUACCAAUUCAAGUGACUGAAAACUUUAACCAUGAUUACUGGGUUGAUGCAGUCAAGAAUACUGAUGCAGUGAACCAGAUUGAUGCAGUGAACAACAAUGAUGCAGGGGUCAGCAGUGAUGAUGAUGAGGAGAAUGUGGUGUUAGAGAACACUACUGUGGAUGAAUGUCACCCCAUUGAAGACCCAAAUGCUCCACCAAUAUAUGACAGUGAUGAAGAGGAUGAUAUUGAUUAUGAAGAUAUUGUCAAGACAUAUAAAGUUGGAGAUGAAAGUAGUGAUUCAAGCAGCGGUGAAGAAGAUGAUGAAGAAGUUUCUAAUGAUGGUGGGAGUAAUGAUAAUAAUGAUUGUCUUGAAGCAAUAGAUGAUAAAGAUGUGAAAGCGAAGUUUGAUUACAAGAACUGGAAAGAAGACUUCAAUAUGCACAGUGAUGAAGAAGAAGAACCCUUAUUCCCUGUAGAAGAAGAGGUGGCUCCUGUUGAUCCAAAGAGAUUGAGGAAGGUUAAUCUAGAACAUACUUGUGUUGGAAAUCCAAAGAGUUUUAACAGAUCUGCCAAUCCUGAGUUUGUAAAAGAAGUGGUACAUGAGAAGUUAAAGGAGACAGGGGCCUUAAUUCCAAAGCCUAGACAUAUAGCAAGAGACUUUUUUGUUACUCAUAACAUAGAUAUACCAUAUAUUUGUGCAUGGAAAGCAAGAAAUCUUCUUUUAGAAGAUCUGUUUGGUAAUUAUGAUGACAGCUACAAGGAUGUACCCAUCUUUUGUGCAAUGGUGGCUCAUACUAAUCCAGGGUCAGUUGCUAAAUACAGUUAUCGAAAAAAAGAUAAGGCAUUCAUGAGCAUGACUAUUUCAUUUGCUGCACCAAUGAGAGGAUUUCAGAAAGCAGGAAGACCAGUCAUAGGGUUAGAUGCAUGCCAUCUAACUGGAAAGCGUGGUGGUGUUCUAAUGGCUGCAAAACACUUGAUGGUCAGAAUAAUCUUGUGCCUUUAG
This is a messenger RNA of Papaver somniferum (opium poppy), 1374 nucleotides long. Its product is annotated as nonsense-mediated mRNA decay protein 2-like. The coding region runs from base 1 to 1374 and encodes 457 amino acids. Lineage: Eukaryota; Viridiplantae; Streptophyta; Magnoliopsida; Ranunculales; Papaveraceae. The transcript has 4 exons. The record is from RefSeq and is a predicted model, not a curated record.